AUGAUUUCCACGAGGGUGAUGGACUUUAAGCUUCGGGAGGCCGCUGAAGGCCUUGGGGAAGACAGUUCAGGAAAGAAAAAAUCCAAAUUCAAAACAUUUAAGAAGUUCUUCGGGAAGAAGAAGAGGAAGGAAUCACCUUCGUCCACAGGAAGUAGCACCUGGAAGCAAAGUCAGGCGAAGGAUGAGGUCGUCGCCAUGGAGUCAAGGGCAGUGGGCUAUGACUCAGAGGAUGAGCUAGAGGAGUCAAGGGGUGCUUUGGGUGGCCGGGCCCUCUCACACGACAGUAUUUUCAUUCCCGAGUCGGGACAGGACCCUACACGGCCUGUGCGGGUGUUUUCCCAAGAAAACGUUUGUGACCGGAUUAAGGCUCUGCAGUUAAAAAUACAGUGUAAUGUGAAAAUGGGACCACCACCUCCAGGCGGCCUUCCUGCCAAGCGGGGAGAUGACGCCGGCAUGAGUUCUGAAGACGACGGUCUGCCCAGGAGCCCCCCAGAGAUGUGCCUGCUGCACGAUACCGGUCCCGGUACAGCCAUAAAGGCAAACCAGCUCUCUUCCAGCCACCUGAGCAACACGCCCGUCAUCAGCGUGGACAGCAGCAUGGCGCCCAUGGCCGAUUUCGAUUAUCCCCCAGAAUUCUCUUCAUGCCUGGACAACUCUGCAGCUAAACACAAGCUCCUGGUUAAGCCCCGCAACCAGCGGUCAAGCAAAAUGAGGCGAUUGUCUUCGCGGGCACAGUCCGAGUCCCUGAGCGACCUGACCUGCACCCUGGAAGAGGAGCAGCACGAUGAGAAGCCAUUACCAGCAGUCAGCUCGGCAGAUGAGCCCAGUGCUGGACAGCAGGACGGGGUCCUGGACCGAGGCCCUGAGCCUGGGAGACCGGCUACCAUGCUGCCACCAGGGGGCGCCCAUGCGAGACGGGCACGCCUGCAGCACUCCCCAGCGCUCAGAGCCAGUGUGGAGGAGGAGGGGGAGAGCUCCCCUGGGGACAAUCCCUCAAGCCGCCCAGCCACCCCAGAGGUCAUUGAGCCCAGGUCAGGCCCGGCCUCCUGCUUGGAGUCACCAUUUGUGCCAGAAGGCUCCCCUGAUCCCAACAGCGAAAACCGGAGGGAGGAGCUGUUCCUCACAAGCACAUAUCCCGCAGCCAGGGACACAGCUGAAGAGGUGGUCUGUGCUCCUGGAGAUGAUGAGAGUCGGUUAUCUCCCCACAUCCCUGAGGAAGACACGACACUUCCUGGGACCAGCCCUGCUACCCCCGUGGAGGUUCCUUCUGGGCCAGGCAGGCCAGACCGCAAUGUGCAGGAGGCGGAGCUGAUGCUGGCAGUGCCCCCUUUCGAGAGAGCAGGGACAGAGUGUUCUGAGGCCCCAGCCCCAAGCCCCCCAGUCCCCAAGAGCUGCUUAAAACAUAAGGCCCAGGGGGCCAGCAGGAGCCUCAGCGUGUCCCUCACCCCACCCGCCUCAGAGUCACCUCCAGAGGAGCCCACUCUCUGUGCCCUGGACAAGGAAGCCACCCCCUUGGGAUCCCCCAGAGCUGAACUGGCCAAGUCUCCGCAAGGAGGACCCAAGAGGGUGGCACAAGAGCCGAAAAUCAGGAGAGGAGGUGGGGAGCCUCAGAGCAUGAAGAAGUUCUCGGUGUCCUCGGGCCGGGUAUGGCCACACACAGGCCACAGAGAACAUCUGGGGCACUCUGGCCCCGUGGGCCCCGCCACUGUCCCCUCCGCUGUCCGGCUGCCCCUACUGAGGAGCACCCUGGCCUGGAGGAGCGAGGCUGCUCUCGAUGACCUCCAGGCACCUCCUGAGCCCCAGAUUCAAAAAUUGGGCCCUCAGGAGCCACCAUCACCAGCUGAGUGCAGCUCCCAAGACACAGGAGACAUGGUGGCCAGCCAGGCUGGGCUGGGCCAGAGCCCCCAGGAUGUGGUGACCACGCCAGCCACAAGAGACCCCUGCCCCACUGCUCAGGAGCUGCCCGCGUGUGGGGACAGAAGCACCUUCCCCAUCAAGCUCCGAUCCACAUCUCUCUCUCUCAAACACAGAGAUGUGUCCUUGCCGGAAGUGAAAGGAAUCAAGAGAUACAGUGCUGAGGUCAGGCUGGAAAAGGGAGGCCUGACUCUGCUCUCAAAGGAGGACAAGAGUCACAUGGGAACGGCCCCCCCUACUCGGGGGACCAGGUCCCCAAAUGGCCAGGGAAAGGGGCGGGCUCGGCCAUCAGAGCAGCUGGGGUCCAAGCCGCCCCUGCCCAGGAAGCCACUUCUGCAGAACUUCACUCUCCCAUCCCCACCCGCAUCACCUGAUAUUGGAGAUGUCAGCCCUGGAGAGCUGGACAAGCCUGCACUGCCCCCGGACCCCAGAAAGGAGAGAAGGUCGCCCCACAGGGGAACUGAGAAGUGUCUGCCUCCCUCAGCAACAGGGCCUGGAGCCGAGGGCCAGCCUGGGCCACCCUGGAUCACCAUCACUCGGCAGAAGCUGCGGGGGGCCCUGGAGCAGCCACCUGACCGGGAGGACAAGCCUGGAGCCCAGACACUGAAGUCUGAAACUGGGAAACAAGCCAGGGCGCCUGAGAGAGCCCAGGAGCCUAUGAAGCAAGCCGACUUUGUCCGCAGCAAGUCUUUCCUGAUAGCCCCGGCUAAGCCCACCAUGAUCAGGAGGCAGGGGACAAAGCCCCGCCUCCAGGAGGGACUGCAAAGAGGGAUCUCCUUGUCCCACCAGAACUUGGCUCAGUCUUCAGUGAUGACGGAGAAAGAAUUGCAUCAGCUGAAGAGAGCCAGUUAUGCCAGCUCAGAUCAGCCAUCCUGGAUGGAACUUGCCAGAAAGAAAUCUCAAGCUUGGAGUGACAUGCCCCAAAUUAUAAAAUAG
Messenger RNA from Pteropus alecto (black flying fox), 2850 nucleotides. It is a transcript of the gene CRACDL, whose product is annotated as KIAA1211 like. The transcript is spliced from 9 exons. Lineage: Eukaryota; Metazoa; Chordata; Mammalia; Chiroptera; Pteropodidae. Bases 1 to 2850 code for a protein of 949 amino acids. The record is from RefSeq and is a predicted model, not a curated record.